Pseudophryne corroboree (corroboree frog) is the source of this 2105-nucleotide messenger RNA. It is a transcript of the gene CHRNB2, whose product is annotated as cholinergic receptor nicotinic beta 2 subunit. Lineage: Eukaryota; Metazoa; Chordata; Amphibia; Anura; Myobatrachidae. The record is from RefSeq and is a predicted model, not a curated record. The transcript is spliced from 6 exons. Bases 264 to 1757 code for a protein of 497 amino acids. Gene Ontology annotation, cellular component: postsynaptic membrane; synapse; plasma membrane. Gene Ontology annotation, molecular function: acetylcholine-gated monoatomic cation-selective channel activity; transmembrane signaling receptor activity. Gene Ontology annotation, biological process: signal transduction; regulation of membrane potential; nervous system process.
UUCUCUCUCCCCGGCCCCCACCAGCAGCAGCAGCGCAGAGUGACCGACGGCCGGGCUCGGAGUCUGCGCGGCAGCGGCGGCCAGUGACAGCAGCGGGGGCGGAGGAGGCGGAUACCCGCAGCAGCAGCGGCAGCAUCGUACACAGGGGCAGCAGCAGCAGUGAGGAUGAGCCCCCGGCUGGCUGCAGUAUAGCCCCCUGGAAGCGAGCACGGGAACCCCUGUACAGAGCGCCGGGACCGGGGACAUGAGGCUGUGAUCCCAGCAUGAUGGCUCCUCUCUUCAUGCGGCUGUGUCUGCUGGGGCUCCUGAGGAGAAGCCUCGGCACUGACACAGAGGAGCGCCUGGUAGAAUUUCUGCUUGAUCCAUCCCACUACAACAAGCUCAUUCGUCCGGCUACCAACGGCUCCGAACAAGUCACCGUCCAGCUGAUGGUGUCUCUCGCCCAGCUCAUCAGUGUGCAUGAGCGGGAGCAGAUCAUGACCACAAACGUCUGGCUGACUCAGGAAUGGGAGGAUUACAGGCUAACCUGGAACCCGGCCGAGUUUGACAACAUGAAGAAAGUGCGACUGCCGUCCAAGCACGUGUGGCUGCCGGACGUCGUACUCUACAACAAUGCCGAUGGAAUGUAUGAGGUGUCCUUCUACUCCAACGCCGUGGUGUCCUACGACGGGAGUAUCUUCUGGCUUCCGCCUGCCAUCUAUAAGAGCGCCUGUAAAAUUGAGGUCAAGCACUUCCCAUUUGACCAGCAGAACUGCACCAUGAAAUUCCGCUCGUGGACAUAUGACCGAACGGAGAUAGACCUCGUUCUGAAGAGUGACGUGGCUAGUCUGGAUGACUUCACGCCCAGUGGGGAAUGGGAUAUUAUUGCUCUUCCGGGGAGGAGGAACGAGAACCCAGAGGACCCAACCUACGUGGACAUCACCUAUGACUUCAUUAUCCGGCGCAAGCCUCUCUUCUACACUAUCAACCUCAUCAUCCCAUGUAUCCUCAUAACUUCACUGGCCAUCCUGGUCUUCUACUUGCCAUCUGACUGCGGGGAGAAGAUGACGCUCUGCAUUUCGGUGCUGCUGGCACUGACCGUCUUCUUACUUCUGAUCUCCAAGAUUGUCCCACCCACGUCUCUGGAUGUACCACUGGUCGGCAAAUACCUGAUGUUCACCAUGGUUCUCGUGACUUUCUCCAUUGUGACCAGCGUGUGUGUGUUGAACGUGCAUCACCGUUCCCCUACCACGCACACUAUGCCCCCGUGGGUAAAAGUGGUCUUCCUAGACAAACUUCCCACUUUCCUGUUUAUGAAGCAGCCGCGGCAGAACUGUGCCCGCCAACGGCUGCGCCAGCAGCGGCAGAACCAGGAGAAAGCCACGGGCAGCUUCUUUCUCCGAGACAACGCCAAAUCUUGCACCUGCUACGUGAACCAAGCCACUGUGAAAAAAUUCGGGGGGCAGCUCCCUGAGUUACCAGAGGGUGUGAACGGUUUCCGUGACAGACAGGGGAAGGUGCGGCAGUGUCUCUGCGGUCUAGAGGAGGCGGUGGAUGGCGUGCGGUUCAUUGCCGACCACAUGAAGAGCGAAGACGACGACCUGAGCGUGAGCGAGGACUGGAAGUACGUCGCCAUGGUGAUAGACCGCCUCUUCCUGUGGAUCUUCAUCUUUGUCUGCGUGUUCGGGACCGUUGGCAUGUUCCUCCAGCCGCUCUUCCAAAACUACACAACCAACACGCUACUACAGCUGAACCACGCUGCUCCCACCUCCAACUGAGCCCCGCAGGAGGGUGCAGGCGCCGCGCCGCAACCUGCACCUGAGGACAGUUAUAAUUUACUAGAAAAAACUUUUUGCCCUUUCAGCCAAAACCACGGGGGAGCUAGCGCUUACUCAGGAUGGGUGGGGCAGAUGAUCCCCAAACAACGACCGCUCCAGCAAUGCGUUAUCCUGCCAAGACCUUGAGAAUGGACCCUACGGUCUUCAGUAUCUCUUUGUGAAUUAAGAUACCAAGAUGGCUGCACAGAUUUGAUCCCAACACGUCCAGGUUUUGGGGGGAGGGGGGUAAUGUUAUAGGGGAUUUCACUACUUAUUACAAGCAAUAAAGCACCAGAGACAAUUCCUGUU